Molecule: messenger RNA, 965 nt
Organism: Geodia barretti
Lineage: Eukaryota; Metazoa; Porifera; Demospongiae; Tetractinellida; Geodiidae
Source: the annotation of a GenBank genome assembly
AUGGCAAGGAGCGUAACCCGGAGCGCAGUCCUUGGUGGGACCGGAGGAUCUGCUUGGGAUGACAACAUUCUCUCGCACUCUCCUGCCAUUGUUGGAGUCAAGAAAAUCGACAUCCGUCACGGGAACCAGGUCGACAGGUUGCAGGUUACGUAUCGCUUGGCGGACGGAAGCACGUACACCGCUCCGGCCCACGGCGGUACCGGAGGCUCUUUGAGCUCCUUCACACUUGCCAAAAACGAAAGGAUUGUUCGAAUGGAAGGUAAAACUAACAACGUUCUCGUUGAUCAGGUGACUUUUGUCACACAAAACGAUGCUGGUGAGGAAAAAACGUACGGUCCUUUUGGCCAAACCGGACAAACGCAGUUCAAAGUGGAGGGUUACAUUGUAGGAUUUUUCGGUCGUGCCGGAAAUCUUUUGGAUGCUCUGGGAGCGUAUUAUCUUCCUCCACUGACAAAAAGUCCCACAUACGGCGGAACUGGUGGAAAGGCUUUCGCUGAUCCGGUUGACGUCAACAUUCCGCCUGUUGUCAACGUCAAGCGAAUGAGGAUUCGCCACGGUAACCAAGUCGACAGCAUCGAUGCAGACUACCAGCUGCUAGGAGGAGGAGUGUUGGACGGCUCCAACCACGGCGGUACUGGAGGACGACCUACGGUGGUGGAGUUCGAGGACGGUGAAUUCAUCAUAGCAAUGACGGGCAAAACCAACAAUGUCCUAGUGGAUCAGGUGACUUUCACCACCAGAAAACGUAAUGGCACUACUGCCACUUAUGGUCCUUUUGGAAAAACAGGAGAAACGAAGUAUGAGGUCACCGGAAAUAUUGUUGGAUUUUUCGGUCGCGCAGGAAAUCUUCUGGAUGCCAUUGGUGCGUUUUACUGCUAGAAGACCGAUUGGGCAGAACCAUUGGACAGAACGCUUUGAAUUGGACAACUCAUUUAAUUAGAUAUAUAUGUGAUUAAUAAUGAAAA